AUGGCAAUCUCUGUUUCAACGGAAAGCUCUGUUUCAAUGGCAAGCUCUGUUUCAACGGCAAACUCUGCUUCAAUGGCGAUCAACUCUGAAUCAGCAAAAGCUCUCUUCGGACCUGAAUCGUACCCACUCGUCAGACUACUAAACAACCUCAACAGUGAUGACGAUGAUCUUCGUAAACCAGCAAAAGAUCUCAUCGAUUACACCAAGAAGAACUACACAACUUCUUUGGUUGAGAAACUUUUCGAAACAAUUCAACGUAGCCAGCCAUCAUCGCUUACGGGUAUUCUCUGUUACAAUCUUUUAAGCGAUACUUUGCCACCCUUUUGGCCCAAACUUUCAUCAACUACGCAAAAUAAAUCGAUGAUUAACUUGUAUAACAGAGUUCGGCGUGAAAGCGAUUAUGAAACACUAAAGGCUUGUUGUUCUUGUACAUCGAGUCUAGCGGGUUUGCUUUUCCCUAAAUAUGAAUGGAAUGGUUUGUUUUACUAUAUGUUAGAGAAUUUGGGUUCAGUUUCAAAGAGAAAUUUGGGUGUGUUGCUUUUAUGGGAUGAAUUGAUACCGAAAUGUCCUGAGAUUUUUCAAUCGCAUGUUGAUGGUUUGAUUGAGGGGUUUACAUAUCUUAUGCCUACUGUAACCAGAGAUCAUCGAUCUAGGGUUAUUGCAGCUAGGGCUUCUGUGAAAUUGAUUUUGCAUUCGUCAAACCCCGCCAGUUAUUGCAAGUUUUAUGGUCUUUUAGGGAGUGUUCUAAUGACUUUGAUAAUGUCAUGUUCCAAUGAGGAGGACCUUGUGUGUAGUGUUCUUGAGGAUCUGAUUGUUUUAGCUGGUGUAGCGACCGAGUUUUUUGAAAAUGAUAUUGGUGUUUUGUUCGAGUCUAUGGUGAAAUUGGCUGAGUGUGAAAAGUUAGGGGAGAAGUUAAGGCAACUUGCUAUAGAGUUUGUUGUUACUGUAGUCGAGAAUAGGGAGAUUGGGCGUGGGAUUAUGGAGAAAGUACCAAAAGAAGAAGUUACUAAGUUGCUUAAUGUGUUGAUUAAGAUGUUGGUGCAUAUUGAAGAAGACCCUCGUUGGGAAAAUGCUAUUAGUGAUGAUGACAGAAAUGAAGAGGAGUUUAGUAUAUGCAGUUAUGGUAUGGAGAGUUUAGAGAGGUUAGCAAUUGCAUUAGGGGGAGAUGCAAUUCUACCUAGUUGCCCUGCAUGCUUGUUCAAGUUCUUGGAUGAUCAAGAUUGGAGGAUUCGUCAUGCUGCCGUUACUGCUAUUGGACUGAUAUCAGAAGGAUGCUCAGAGGCACUGUUAGCGGAGAUGGUGAAAUUUGGACAGUCUAUUGUGAACCUAAUGUUUGAUAGCCACACCCGAGUACGUUGGGCCACAAUUCGUACAAUUGGUCAGCUAUCAACCUAUCUGAGCCCGCGUUAUCAAGACGAAUAUCUUUGGCAGCUCCUUCCAGCUUUCCUAGAAGUAUUGGAUGAUUCUCGUAAUCCCAGGGUGCAGACACGUGCAGCUUCAGUGAUAUGGUUGUUCAGUCACAAUUGCAGUGCAGAUGACUUGAAACCUUACCUGCACAAGAUAGUGAAUAAAUUAGUCGGGUUUCUACAGAGAGGAAUGACAAUGAUGAAAGAAGCAGCUCUUGAAACUUUAGCCUCUUUAGCUACUUCAUCGCAGCAAGACUCUGCUUACAUAUAUGAUUCUAUAAUGCCUUAUCUGAAAGUCAUCUUGGAAACUGCUACUAAAGAUACAAGUCGCACGCUACUUGCCAAAUCCAUAGAAUGCAUUACCAGGGUUACAAUGGCUUUUGGAAAUCAAGCAAUCCGUGAUUAUGUUGAAAAGGUCAUUGCAGUACUCAUUUCACUGCAAGAAACUCAAACAGAGAUAGAAGAUCCAACGAGGAAAUUAUCGUUACUGGCAUAUGGUAGACUAUGUAAAUGCUUGGGGGAAGAUUUCCUUCCUUAUCUAAGUCUUGCCAUGCCCAUUGUGCUAAAAUCUGCUCAGCUAAGUGUUUCCAAUAGUUCAGAUACAGAUGAUCAUGAUGAUGAAAGAGUCCAUAGUGAAGUCACCGCUGGGAAUAAAAAUAUCGGGAUAAGAAGUGCACUUCUGGAAGAGAAGACCUUGGCCUGUCAUAUGCUAUGCUGCUUUGCAACUGAGUUAAAGGGACGGCUGCAUUUAUGGGUUAAUGAGGUUGUUAGUGCUUUAGUUCCGAAUCUUACCUUCGAAUUCAGCGAAGAAGUGAGAAUGACUGCCAUUUCUGCAAUGCCGUUACUGUUAAAUUCAGCUUCUUGUGCUAUGAAGAAAGAGCUUCCUGUAACAGGCUGUGGCAAGUGCCCAGUUCAAAAGCUAUCUAACACUGUCAUCCUAUCUUUGCUUGACGUGCUAAAGAAGGAGUCAAAGGUACAAGUUCAAGCAAGACUAUUGGAGGCAUUCAACGAAAUCAUUCAGAUACCGGAUUCAGAUCUAAGUAAACAGCAAGCUGAAAAUUUUGUUGAAGGCAUAUCAAAGGUUCUCUUAACUUGCUCAUACCGCAAAAUAAAAAGAGAGAAAAGAGCUAAAGAACACACAGAUUCAAGGGAGCAGAAACUACUCAAGGAGGAAGCUCAACAACACUUAACUAUCUGUAGAAACAUUGGCAUUUGCCUUGGAACUAUGGUGAAAAAACUCAAGGCAUCAUUCUUUCCCCUUUUAGACAAGCUUUUGCCUUAUGUAUCACUUAUGUGGAGUGAUGAUAGAACAGCAGAAGAAAGAAGAAUUGUAGUGCACCUCUUCCGUGAUGUUGCUGAGCAGUGCCGCGAAGAAGCAUUCAAGUACUACGAGGACUGGAUACCUCUCCUGUUUAAAGUUUACUAUCACAAGGAUCCAGAUGUUCCACAGAUCGUAGCAAUUGCAUUUGGUAUUUGUGCUGAAUUCGGAGCAGAUUUCCUUAAACCUCAUGCUGAAGCAAUGUUCAAUUGUUUGAAAUCUGCAUUGGAGCAUCCUAAUGCAAAAUACCAGUAUAACAUCAUGGCUUAUGAGGCUGCUGUUUUUACCUGUGGGAAGUUAAACCAGUUUCUCUCAGAUGACUUCUACACCUCUGAGUUCCUGUGGCUCUGGCUUAGCCACUUACCAAUAAGGUGUAAUCUGGAUGAGGCUAAAAUCAGUCAUGGAAUACUUUGCUCAAUGAUAGAGACGUUUGAGGAUAGAGCUAUUGGCCCUCGAGGACUUCAUAUACCGAAGAUCAUAGCAAUUUUCGCUGAGGUUUUAUGGGCAGGGAACAACUUGGCCACAGAAGAAACUAGAGGGCGAAUUAUCAAGCUAUUGAAGAAAUUUCAAAGGGAACAGCACCCUUCUGUCUUGUUCGAAACACUUGAAACAUUACCUUUACCACACCAAAACUUGGUGCGCACCGUCUUGUCCACCUUAUAAACUGGUUGUGCAUUCUUUGAGUAGAUAGAUACGUGUACAGAACGGAAAUAGCUAACAGGAAAAAUUACUGUAAUAUAGAGUGUGAAUGUACGCAAAGGAUGAAGUAGUAUCUGAUUGUAAAGGAGAUUCUUGUGUAUGAAAGGAAGUUACUAGCCAGAUCUUAUGAAAAAUAAGAUCUAAACGUAGAUAGAACGUUACCUGUUACAUUUCUCCCCCGAUAUCAUUCAGCGUGGAGGUUGUGUCCUU
Messenger RNA from Solanum lycopersicum (tomato), 3633 nucleotides. RefSeq lists its product as uncharacterized. NCBI's taxonomy places the organism in Eukaryota, Viridiplantae, Streptophyta, Magnoliopsida, Solanales, Solanaceae. The record is from RefSeq and is a predicted model, not a curated record. Gene Ontology annotation, molecular function: nuclear import signal receptor activity. Gene Ontology annotation, cellular component: nucleus; cytoplasm. Gene Ontology annotation, biological process: protein import into nucleus.